Molecule: messenger RNA, 1392 nt
Organism: Drosophila suzukii
Lineage: Eukaryota; Metazoa; Arthropoda; Insecta; Diptera; Drosophilidae
Gene: Faa
Product: fumarylacetoacetate hydrolase
Biological process (GO): L-tyrosine catabolic process; homogentisate catabolic process; L-phenylalanine catabolic process
Molecular function (GO): fumarylacetoacetase activity
Source: RefSeq, a predicted model, not a curated record
UAUUAUCUAGCUCACUCUGGCUCUGCGCACAUUUUUUCCGCUUCUCUGUUUCAGUUUAUUGAUUCACACCCACCUGCCAAAGUUUUCCACUUUGAGUGCUUUUAAAAUGUCCCAGAGUUUUGUGCCAGUACCAGCGGGCAGCGAUUUUCCCCUGGAAAAUUUGCCCUAUGCUGUCUUCUCAACCGAAAACAAUAAGGUUCAUCGUAUUUGUGUGGCCAUUGGAGAGCAUGUCCUGGAUCUGAAAGCUGUCUCGCAGUUGUAUCCUUUGCAAGUUCAGAAAAGCCUUCAGGCGGAAACUUUGAAUGAGCUUAUGGGGCUGGACUUUGAAGCUUGGGAUGUGGUGAGGACCCAGACUCAGAAGCUUUUGUCCAAGGGUUCCGAACUGGAUCAGAAUGUGGACUUAAAGGCGGUUUCCAUCGUUUCCCAGUCUGAAAUCAAACUGCAUCUGCCUGCCCAGAUUGGCGACUAUACGGACUUCUACUCAUCCAUCCAUCAUGCCACCAAUGUGGGCAUUAUGUUCCGAGGACCGGAUAAUGCCCUGAUGCCGAACUGGCGCCAUCUGCCGGUGGGUUAUCAUGGUCGUGCAAGUUCUGUGGUAGUUUCUGGCACCCCCAUCCGCCGUCCCUUGGGACAAACCUUUCCCGAUGGAGCUGAGAAGCCAGUUUUUGGAGCUUGUAGACUUUUAGAUUUCGAGCUGGAGAUGGCCUUCUUUAUUGGUGGUAAGGGCAAUCAGCUGGGAGAACCCAUCCGCGUGGACGAGGCCUGGAAGAAUGUGUUUGGCUUCACGCUGAUGAACGACUGGAGUGCCAGGGAUAUCCAGAAGUGGGAGUAUGUGCCAUUGGGCCCUUUCACAGCAAAGAAUCUGGGCACCACCAUAUCGCCAUGGGUAGUGCCCACAGCUGCUCUGAAACCCUUCCUGCUGGACAACUUCCCACAGGAACCAGAAGUGUUGCCCUAUCUGCGCCAGAGCAUCCCCUUUAAUUUUGAUAUCAAUCUGGAGGUCUCUCUGAAACCUUCCGACCAGAACGAAUCGCUCAUCUCAAAAUCCAACUUCAAGCACCUGUACUGGACACCACUGCAGCAAAUUGCCCAUCAUACUGUCACCGGUUGCAACCUGCGUCCGGGUGACCUGAUGGCUUCCGGAACGAUCUCCGGCGAGACCCCGGAUUCGUAUGGAUCACUUUUGGAGCUCUGCUGGAAGGGCACCAAGACGGUGGAGCUGCCGGGUGGCAAGACCAGGAAGUUCCUGCAGGACUAUGACGAGGUCAUCAUCCGGGGACACUGCGAGAAAAACGGUCUGCGCAUUGGAUUUGGGGAGUGUGUGGGUCAGGUGUUGCCUGCCCACCCUGUGCCGCAGUAGGGUUACCUUUGGAUUAUAAUGAUUCUUUUUGA